UCUCUCUCAUUCAAAAAAGAUCAAACAAAAACCCUUUUUCUUUUCACUCUGUUUUUCCUAUCCAAAUGGAAAGAAAAGUUAAGAAGAAGAAGAGUGUAACACUUGAUCAUUUUUAUAAGAAGAGAGCUUGUGAGAGUGAAAGAGAUGAACAAGGAAUGACUCCUCCAUCUCAACCUAUUAAAGUUCCAAGAAUUGAAGAAGACAUAACUCAUAUGACUCAACCUGUUGAUGUUCAAAGAAUUGAAGAAUUGCAUAACGCGGGUGAUUUUUUGAAUUCUUUAGAACGUGAUCCUGGAAAGCGUUCCCCAAUAUGGACAUUUCCAGCAAAUCAUGUGGAUGAAAUACGAAGAGCUUAUUUGAAUUGGGGUCCAUAUCAAAUCCAUUUAGAAGAAUAUCCUUUGUCUGGUACAGGAGAUCAUCCAAGACGGUUUAAAGAUACUUGGUUUAACUUAUUUCAUUCAUGGCUAGAAUAUUCACCUUCAAAGGAUGCCGCAUUUUGCUUACCAUGCUAUCUUUUUAACAAAGGACCAAAUGGACGUUCUGAAUUUGAUGUCUUCGUUAUUACAGGUUUUAGAGGUUGGAAGAGAGUUAGAGAUGGAAAGAAUUGUGCUUUUCUUAAGCACGUUGGGAAGGAUCCUUGCUCGCAUCACAACAAUGCAGUGAAAGCUUGUAAUGACUUGUUGAAUCAAAGGGCACACAUUAGACAUGGAUUUCAAAAACAAAGCUCAAGUCAAAUUAUGAAUAACCGACUACGUCUCAAGGCUUCAAUUGAUGUUGUUCGUUGGUUAACACUUCAAGCUUGUGCUUUUAGGGGUCACGACGAAAAGGUUAUAUCAAAAAACCAAGGUAAUUUUCUUGAGUUGCUAAAACUUUUGGCCUCUUAUAAUGAUGAAGUUGCACAAGUUGUGUUGAAUAAUGCUCCAAAGAAUGAAAAAUAUACUUGCCAUCAAGUUCAAAAAGAGCUCUUGGCAAUUCUUUCUAGUAGAGUGAAAAAACAUAUCCGUGAGGAAAUUGGUGAUUCCAAGUUUUGUAUCAUUGUAGAUGAAGCUCGCGAUGAGUCACAAAAGGAACAAAUGGCUCUUGUGUUAAGAUUUGUUGAUAAAGAUGGUUUAAUACAAGAGCGAUUUUUGAUAUGA
Medicago truncatula (barrel medic) is the source of this 1136-nucleotide messenger RNA. RefSeq names its product zinc finger MYM-type protein 1-like. Bases 66 to 1136 code for a protein of 356 amino acids. The record is from RefSeq and is a predicted model, not a curated record. Lineage: Eukaryota; Viridiplantae; Streptophyta; Magnoliopsida; Fabales; Fabaceae. The transcript is spliced from 2 exons.